Messenger RNA from Vigna angularis (adzuki bean), 834 nucleotides. RefSeq lists its product as uncharacterized. The transcript is spliced from 2 exons. NCBI's taxonomy places the organism in Eukaryota, Viridiplantae, Streptophyta, Magnoliopsida, Fabales, Fabaceae. The record is from RefSeq and is a predicted model, not a curated record. The coding region runs from base 1 to 834 and encodes 277 amino acids.
AUGGAACGGAGGGAGAGAAGAAUCCAAGAGCGAGAGGAGGCGAGAGCCUGGGAGGGAGGCGAGAGCCAGGGGAGCUCUCAACUGACUUUGGAAGACGAGGCCCUUGAAUGGUUCAACAACCUGCCUCCCAAUUCCAUAGAAAAUUUCGUCGGACUGAAGCAGCUAUUUAUCCGGCAAUUCGCGGCUAAUAGCACACAAGACUUGACUGUGUUUGAGUUGGUCACCCUGAAGCAGGGAAAGGAAGAAACGCUGAGAGCGUUCAUGGACCGGUACCAGAAAACCGUCCGACGGGUGAAGGCGUUAAGCCCGGAGCUCGCCCUCCAUUACAUCCUACCCGCCCUCAAGCCCGAACCAUUCAAAGACAGCGUCUGUCGGCGAGCCCUUAAGACUAUGGAGGAGCUGAGGGAACGCGCGACAGACGAGAUAAGGGUUGAGGAGAUGAAGUUAUCCUACAACAAGGAGAGUCAGGAGCUGAGGAGCGAGAAGGCGGACGAGGGAAAACUCGGUAAUUCGGUAGGAAAACCGGGCGACAGCAUGCAGAAGGAGCCGUGCCGAGGGCCGCGUUUCCAUCAAUACACCCCUCUGAACGCCUCCCGAGAAAAGAUCCUUCGGGAGGCGCUCAGCGCGGAUCUGCUCCCAGAACCUAUGAAGCGCCCCACACCAUCCGGUGCGGAUGGAAGUAAACACUGCGCCUACCACAAGAAUAUGGGUCAUACCACCGAGGAGUGUGUGACCCUGAAGGACAAAAUUGAAGAGCUGAUCCAGGCGGGAAAGCUAAAGAAGUAUAUACGGGACGACCGUCCUCACGCGCCCGCCGAGAGGACUGCCAGGUGA